GCAGGAAGGGAAGGGCGCUGCGACCAGUGGCGGGCGGGAUUCGCGUUCCCAGACCCACGGGAGCACGAACUUUUCGCGCACCGUCUCACGCACGGCGACUGGGACCGUCCAGUUUCCGUCUUUGCCUUUUGGCUUUCUCUUGUUGUGACUCGUGCAACGUGUGGCCAGCGGCCACGCGGAGGCGACGAGGAACCACCCGACAGGACAAAGUGGGGCAGUCAACGUCCAAAUCCGAAAACCUAGCUAAGUCUGGGUUUUCGCCACAACCAAGAAGCCAACCAGAGCACGGUGUUGGGCUUCAAGUCCUAAUGAACAACGAUAUUAGCUCAUCCGUGGAAAGCCUUAACUCAGCUUGCAACAUGCAGUCUGAUACGGAUACUGCGCCACUUCUUGAGAGUGGCCAGCAUGACAGCGACCAGGGAGCAGCAUCUAGCUCCCGGGGUCAGCCACAGGCGUCCCCGAGGCAGAAGAUGCAACGCUCGCAGCCUGUGCACAUUCUCAGGCGCCUUCAGGAGGAAGACCAGCAGUUGAGAACUUCAUCUCUUCCGGCCAUCCCCAACCCGUUUCCGGAGCUCGCUGCUGGGGCCCCUGCGAGCCCUCCUUCGGUUGCUCCUAGCUCCUUACCACCUCCUCCAAGCCAGCCGCCUGCCAAGCAUUUCCCUCCAGGAUUUCACCUGUCGAAACUCACCCGUCCCGGUCUGUGGACAAAGACCACUGCGAGAUUUUCAAGGAGACAAUCUAAGAACCAGACUCCAGCCGAACCUGUGAAUCCAGUGGCACGGAUGCCCACUCCACAGAUGGAGAAGCUGAGGCUCAGAAAGGAUGUCAAAGUCUUUAGUGAAGAUGGGACCUGCAGAGUGAUGGAGAUUCUAACCGACAUGACAGCCAGGGACCUGUGCCAGCUGCUGGUUUACAGAAGUCACUGUGUGGAUGACAACAGCUGGACUCUGGUGGAGCACCACCCACAACUGGGAUUAGAGAGGUGCCUGGAGGACCAUGAGAUCGUGGUCCAAGUGGAGAGCACCAUGCCAAGUGAGAGUAAAUUCUUAUUCAGAAAGAAUUAUGCGAAGUAUGAGUUCUUUAAGAAUCCAGUGAACUUCUUCCCGGAUCAGAUGGUCAAUUGGUGCCAGCAGGCCAACGGUGGCCAGGCGCAGCUUCUGCAGAAUUUCCUGAACUCCAGCAGCUGCCCUGAGAUCCAGGGGUUCUUGCAGGUGAAGGAGGUGGGACGUAAGUCUUGGAAGAAGCUGUAUGUGUGCCUGCGCAGAUCUGGCCUCUAUUAUUCCACCAAGGGGACUUCUAAAGAACCCAGACACCUGCAGCUGCUGGCUGACCUGGAAGAAAGCAGCAUCUUCUAUGUGGUUGCUGCAAAGAAGCAGUACAACGCACCCAAUGAAUAUGGGAUAUGCAUCAAGCCAAACAAAGCGAAGACCGAGAUAAAGGAGCUUCGUCUGCUCUGUGCCGAAGAUGAGCAGAUCCGUACUUGCUGGAUAACAGCCCUCAGACUCCUCAAGUAUGGAAUGCUCCUGUACCAAAACUAUCGCAUCCCGCAGAGGAAGGGUUUGCCCCCUCCUUUCGCAAACCCACCUAUGCGCAGUGUUUCUGAGAAUUCUCUUGUGGCCAUGGAUUUUUCUGGACAAAUCGGAAGAGUGAUUGAUAACCCGGCUGAAGCCCAGAGUGCUGCCCUGGAAGAGGGCCAUGCCUGGCGUAAGCGAAGCACACGGAUGAAUAUUCUAAGCAGCCAAAGCCCCCUUCAUCAUUCGACUCUGAAUUCAGUGAUUCACAGGACUCAGCAUUGGUUCCAUGGACGUAUCUCCCGCGAGGAAUCUCACAAGAUCAUCAAGCAACAAGGUCUCGUGGACGGGCUGUUCCUCCUUCGUGACAGCCAGAGUAAUCCAAAGGCAUUCGUACUGACACUGUGCCAUCACCAGAAGAUUAAAAACUUCCAGAUCUUACCUUGCGAGGAUGACGGGCAGACUUUCUUCACUCUGGAUGAUGGGAACACCAAGUUCUCUGAUCUGAUCCAGCUGGUCGACUUCUACCAGCUCAACAGAGGUGUUCUGCCCUGCAAGCUGAAGCACCACUGCAUCCGCGUGGCCUUGUAAGUUCCUUGUCGCUCAGAGGCCAGAGGCAGCAACACUGGCACGGAGAAGAGAGUCUGCAUGAGGGUGAGAACACACACCCACUCCCACCCAAGGACUCAGAACAACAUGGCUUUUUGAUCGGUACCAACCGACCUACAUCAAUUAGUUAUUGGACUUCAUAAAGUUUUGCCGCUGCGGAUCAAACAGGACCACCUCCCUCUGCGUCAGUCAUUUAAAUUUGGGGGAGGGAGGAGACCCAGUGCAAGUGUGGGAGAAACUGGAAUGACGAUUCUGAUUAGGCCACAUAGGGUGAAAACCGCAGAGAAAUUAUUGGAAAGGAACUCUUGCCCUGGAAUAACCUUGACAAUUCAAACCGCGAUGUUUACUUUUUGUAUUGAUCACUUUUUUGCACUCCUUCUUCGUUGUCAAUGUUGUACUCAGCCUAUGGUAGGAGAGGAUGUGGCUUUGCAACCCAGAUGAGACAAAGAAUUUUUGAAUUGGCAGGCUUCGGCCUAGAAAUGGGUCCCCAAAGUUUUCCAAAUGGCAUCCUGCUCUCUGCAGGUCACAACAGUGUGGAUUUGGCUCCUACAUUAUAGACACCCCAGUCCUUCCCAUUAUACUUGAAAAGCUUUUUUUUUUUUUUAAAUAAAAUAAUAAAAUAAAAGGUGUCAACCGCAGUUGACACCAAGCAUGUUUUGUGGACGCAGUCAAGCUGCCACAGUCUGGUCAUCGUUGUUGUUGUGCUGAUGUCUGGUCGUUUAUUAUUAGUGUAUCUUGUUCUCCAUAGUGCCGGAGACCUCAUUACUUUGGAAAACUCACUGUUCCCCAGCACAGCACAGCUGCAUGACCUCAGCUUCAGACUGAUGUCAGCCAGCCUUCUUGGAACACAUUGGUAUUCAUUGUGGAUGCCACACAGUCCAUCUGGGGUGCCCUGUGCCUCCCAUUUUCACAGCCGCCCACUGUUGUAGAAUAAUCGCUGCCUUUACCCUCUGCAGUAGCCUCAGUCAUUUCAGUUCUCCCACAGGGGCGGGGUGGGGGUGGGGCUAAAGGAUUGAAAGAAAAAAAUGCCAACUUGUUGGCCUUGUGCUCUGUCACUCUGAGCAUCUAUGGUGAUAAAGAGAAGGAAACACUGCAGAGGCACAGGCAUUGAGUCUUCGCUUGAUGACCUCUGCACCCUACUGAAAACCCCCUAAGCCAGCAGGAGCAGGGUAUGCAGAGGCUCUGCCUCUGCUGGCUUAGGGUGAGAAGUACCUCACAGUGGUGUGAACAUUGGACAGAUUUUAGGAGCAUGAUGUUCGCCUCCUCCUCCUCCUCCUCCUCCUCCUCCUCCUCCUCAGAGAGAGAGAGAGAGAGAGAAAGAGAGAGAGAGAGAGAGAGAGAGAGAGAGAGAGAGAGAGAGAGAGAGAGAGA
Apodemus sylvaticus (European woodmouse) is the source of this 3491-nucleotide messenger RNA. It is a transcript of the gene Grb10, whose product is annotated as growth factor receptor bound protein 10. The transcript has 17 exons. The record is from RefSeq and is a predicted model, not a curated record. Gene Ontology annotation, biological process: negative regulation of insulin receptor signaling pathway; insulin receptor signaling pathway; negative regulation of Wnt signaling pathway. Lineage: Eukaryota; Metazoa; Chordata; Mammalia; Rodentia; Muridae. Gene Ontology annotation, molecular function: insulin receptor binding. The coding region runs from base 309 to 2102 and encodes 597 amino acids.